Messenger RNA from Solenopsis invicta (red fire ant), 1383 nucleotides. RefSeq names its product odorant receptor 13a-like. Gene Ontology annotation, cellular component: plasma membrane. Gene Ontology annotation, molecular function: olfactory receptor activity; odorant binding. Gene Ontology annotation, biological process: detection of chemical stimulus involved in sensory perception of smell; sensory perception of smell. Bases 41 to 1228 code for a protein of 395 amino acids. The record is from RefSeq and is a predicted model, not a curated record. Lineage: Eukaryota; Metazoa; Arthropoda; Insecta; Hymenoptera; Formicidae. The transcript has 7 exons.
GGGAUUCAGUCAAACGAUUAUUUUUGUGCCGUGAACAUCAAUGAAUGUCAACAAAGAUUUGAAUUACGUAUUUACCCUAAGUCGUCAAUGGCUAUGGAUAUUUGGCAUAUGGCCCGACCCACGUAUCCCUUUGAGAGAAUUCCGUCGGCCAAACAUAAGAUUCAUUAUCAUUGCGUGUACUGUGUGUCUGUACGUAACCACGCCUCAAAUGAUGAACGUGAUCCGUGCUUGGGGUGACGUGUCUCGGAUGGUGGAAAAUUUUGCUUCUGCGAAUUUCAGUUUGCUGGCAUUUUGCAAAUUGAUAGUUACCUGGUAUCACGGUGAAAAACUUCGGCCGCUGAUGGCAUCGAUCAUGGACGACUGGAUGACUUCGACGAGCGACUGGGAACGAAAUACUAUGUUGAAGAUUGCGAGACGUGGAAGAAGCUUAUCCUUUAGAUGUUGCAUAGCCGCAACGGGCACGAUUAUAUUUUACAUCUCUUUUCACUCGCUGAGGCUCUUUAAAAACAUACACGAGCCUCAUCGGCACCUCGUCUAUCGAUUGGAAAACAUCCAAAAGAGUCCGACUUACGAAAUCACCUAUUUCAUUCAACUUUCAGGUGGCACAUAUUCAGUACUCGCUAAUUAUACCAUUGACUGCUUUGUCUCGAUACUCGUGUUGCAUGUGUGCGCACAACUGAUAAAUUUGCGGACAACACUUAAUAAUCUGGUCAACGAAUUAGCCAGCAAAUCUAUAUCUUCCACAAGAUUUAGAGAAGGUAUAGCUGCGAUUGUUGAACGACACGAACAUCUCAUCAGGAACGCAAAGACGAUCGACGGUUGCUACAGCUCAGUGUUAUUUGUGCAUGUGUUAGCCGCUACUUUUCAGAUGUGUGUUAUAACUUUUCAGGUUUUUACGAUAAUAACUGAUAAUUUGAAAGUGCCUUUUGUUAGAAUGAUUUUCCUUACGUUUUACGUUUCCGCUGUGUUAACGAACCUGUAUGCAUAUUGCUACUCAGCUGAAAGACUUGUAGCGGAGAGUACCAAAAUGGCAUACGGGGUAUAUGAAUGCAAGUGGUAUGACUUACAAGCAAAAGACGUAAAAAACUUAAUGUUCAUUGCAUAUCGAUCUACGAUUCCCCUUAGAUUGACAGCUGGCAAAUUCGGAAUGUUUUCGUUAGAAAUGUUUGCAAUGACUUUGAAAACAUCAAUGGGAUAUUUAUCUGCAUUGCUAACAAUGAGAGAUUAAAAAAAAUAUUGGAAGAUAACGAAUUAAUUUCAUAUAACUGACAACGAUAUCAAUUUUUAAAUAAUAAAAUAAAAUAAGAAAAUAAAUAUAUAAGUUUAUAUGUACUGCCUGUAACAUCACUUGUGAAUUUAAAAAAUACACAUUUUUUUGCACUA